GAGCUUGAUUUGGUAAUGAUUAAACAGUCCGUCAGAGCUCAUAGCCAAUGGAGCCUCUCUGGCGUGCACACACCCUUCGGUGACGGGUGCGCACCUGAAUCUGGGGACGUGGCUAGCGGAAACUUGGGUGUGGAUUGGCGCUUGGCGGCUGAAUCCUGGCCGCGGGGUGGUGAGGAGUUGCAAGGUCGGACUGGAAGGAGCCUAACGCGCAGAGCAGGGGAGAGGAGCUCCAAGGUUGCAGGUGCAGCCAGUGUCAUUGUUGGUCACCCUUUGGACACAGUCAAGACUCGCCUGCAAGCUGGUGUGGGCUACAGGAACACCCUCAGCUGCAUCCGCAUGGUGUACAAGAGAGAGAGUGUGUUCGGCUUCUUCAAGGGCAUGUCUUUCCCCCUGGCCAGCAUCGCUGUCUACAACUCAGUGGUGUUUGGGGUCUUCAGUAACACACAGCGGUUCCUCAGCCAACACCGCUGCGGGGAGCUGGAGUCCAGCCCUCGCCACAGCCUGUCUGACCUGCUCCUAGCCAGCAUGGUGGCUGGCAUGGUCUCUGUUGGGCUGGGCGGGCCUGUGGACCUCAUCAAGAUCCGUCUGCAGAUGCAAACACAGCCAUUUCAGGAAGCCAACCUCAGUCUGAAGUCCAGGGCAGUGGCUCUUGGGGAGCAGCCAGCCUACCAGGGACCGGUGCACUGCAUUGCAACCAUCAUGCGGACCGAGGGCCUGGCAGGGUUGUACCGGGGGGCCAGUGCCAUGCUGCUGAGGGACAUACCGGGCUAUUGCCUCUACUUUAUCCCCUAUGUGUUCCUGAGUGAGUGGAUCACGCCUGAGGCCUGCGCAAGUCCCAGCCCCUGUGCCGUGUGGCUAGCAGGAGGCAUGGCAGGAGCCAUUUCCUGGGGGACAGCGACUCCUAUGGAUGUCGUGAAAAGCCGACUGCAAGCUGACGGGGUUUAUUUAAACAAAUACAAAGGUGUCCUGGACUGUAUCUCCCAGAGUUACCAGCAAGAAGGCCUUAAAGUGUUUUUCAGAGGCAUCACGGUGAACGCUGUGCGGGGCUUCCCCAUGAGUGCCGCCAUGUUCCUCGGGUAUGAGCUCUCGCUGCAGGCCCUGCGCGGGGACCAGGCCGUGACGAGCCCAUGAGCGCCAGGUCAUUGUGCUUCCUUGCCAGCCAGUUGACGGGUGUCAUCUGACCAGGGCCAGAU
Sciurus carolinensis (gray squirrel) is the source of this 1193-nucleotide messenger RNA. It is a transcript of the gene Slc25a48, whose product is annotated as solute carrier family 25 member 48. NCBI's taxonomy places the organism in Eukaryota, Metazoa, Chordata, Mammalia, Rodentia, Sciuridae. Gene Ontology annotation, biological process: transmembrane transport. Gene Ontology annotation, cellular component: mitochondrion. Bases 16 to 1131 code for a protein of 371 amino acids. Gene Ontology annotation, molecular function: transmembrane transporter activity. The record is from RefSeq and is a predicted model, not a curated record. The transcript is spliced from 8 exons.